Anopheles darlingi is the source of this 2947-nucleotide messenger RNA. RefSeq names its product trypsin-1-like. The transcript is spliced from 7 exons. Lineage: Eukaryota; Metazoa; Arthropoda; Insecta; Diptera; Culicidae. Gene Ontology annotation, molecular function: serine-type endopeptidase activity. The coding region runs from base 2098 to 2901 and encodes 267 amino acids. Gene Ontology annotation, biological process: proteolysis. The record is from RefSeq and is a predicted model, not a curated record.
CGACAUGUGGACGAAUGGAGUUCCACCGAACAGUUAACUGUAGUACUCAACAUGCUGACAUGCUACACUGCCACUGCCAAGUUGUCACUGCCACCAUCUUACUAGUUGUAAGCUAUGAUAAAUUACUUUCUGUGACGCGAGCGCGAUUUCUCAUUAGACCAGCAUAAUAUGACAAAUCAAUGGUCCUAACGCGAUCGAUGUAUUCGAAAAGAGAUAAAAAUAAAGUUUGAAAUCAGGCCCAUUCCAACUGAAGGUCACAAUGUGUUUCGUCGCAAAUCAACAAAAAUCGCUGCGCAUACAAUUGCCUACUUAUGCCAUUCUCGUAGCAGAGAUGAUAGAAUUCAAUCGAAAAGCGUGGCUUACUAAUGUGUGCCAAAAGUGAUAACCUUUGCUGGCACUGACCGUACUCCACUCCUAACAGGAGGUUGUUGAAUUGAAAUCAAAACACCGGGUGCUUCGCUAUCUCUUCCGCCGUUUUCUCGUUGUAUUUACGUCAACAAUUUGCCGUUUUUCAUAACGAACGACAUACGAACUGAUGCACGGGGGCAUCAUUCCGUGAAAAGGUGUUGUCCAAGAAGGUUCUUCUACCAGUGAUAAUUGAAGUAAGAAAUGUAUAGCCUGAAGCGCUUUCUGUGUGCCCUGCUGGCCGUCGUUGUGCUGCUGUUCCAGCUAAGCAGCGUUGACUCUGCUCCGUACAACGAUAUUCUGCAGCCAACGAACGCACCGGCUUCUCGGCAGCUCGUGAAAAAUUUACUCAAGCGUGUUGUUGGCGAUAAUUCCAACUCCAACGACAACAGUGAUUCAAUCGAAAGCAGUGAAGAGCGCCAGCCUCACAGGCAGCCCCAGCGUUAUUAACCAGCACCCUGAUGGAUGGCGCAAUUUCCACUCCAUUUUUGCCCUUCAAUGGACGUUCGUUUGCGUGUUCAGCGUGAGGCUGGAAUUGCAAGUGCAGGGCACGGUGACUGUCAUGGUUUUGCGAAAGCGUCACUCCGUUCAGUAGUGCAAGUGCGUUGCUGUGCAAAUGAAUAAACAUGUUCAAACGAUGGGCACCGAGCGUUAUGGUUACGGUACUGCUUUGUUCUUUGUUCGGUCAGCUCGAAGGUAAGUUCAACGGAAGAUUGGGAGCCCGAUUUCGUCCGAGGCACCGGAAGCCGACAUUCUCCUGAACCUCUCUUCACACCACUCCAAAAGGAGGAUUUCACUUUUUCACGAGUGACGAAACAGCAUCCGAAAAUGGUCUGCCAUCGAAGCCUGCGAACGAUCUACCGUACAUGUGCUCCGUACGGUAUCUGGGAGUGCAUCGUUGUAGUGCUACCAUAUUGAACCCGAGCUGGUUGUUAACUUCCGGGCACUGUGUCCAGGACUGUGAGCCGAAACUCGAUACACUCUCUAUUGUAUGCGGUGUCCGCAUGUACCGGACCGUGGCUACGGUAGUGCUGCAUCCAGCGUACAUCAUCCGCCCAACCGGUGGUAACGAUUUAGCCCUGCUGAUGCCGAGGAGAGCACUCAAUUUUACGAGCUACGUUCAACCGAUUCCGGUGCCCAAUAGUGUGCUACUUCCGGCGGGCGCCACUCCGAAAGCCAUUAUUGCGAGCUAUGAACGAGUUCACUCAGGUGCGGAACCGGUUUGGUGGAAUCCUCCAGUUCAGACGACCGAAGUGCAGAUACUACCGUGGUACGAAUGUCAACGGCGCCUGGGACCAGCUCUUGCCGAUUAUCUCGACACCUCGAACAUCUGCACCGAUAACCCGGCCACGGUUGAUCCCGGCGGACCAGUUAUGAUUGCUACUGAUUUGCAGCCGUACAAUCUGGUGGCCAUUGUUUCUUGGACGGUGGCGCCAUGCGACGGUCGUGCCGUACACAUUCUAGUAUCGCCACACCUGGAUUGGAUCUUGGGCGCUAUCGCACCGCUCAAUUAACGCAGUGAUAAAGCAAAUGCCGAACGUGACGCAGAUUAGUAUGUGUCGAUGGACGAACAGGUGUGCCUACCUACAACCAAAGAAUAUAAAUAAUAUUUUUGAUUAGAUAUCGAGGUGGGAAGAGUAAAAACCUGGUUAUACCACGGUGCGUGCCACUUCAUUAGAGUUUGUCAUCAACAUGAAACCACUCACGGUCGUCCUGUGGAUUGUCGCUUUGAUCCUUGUCGCCGAAGCGGCACCGGACCGUCGCAUCUUUGGUGGGCUGGAGGCGCUACCUGGCGAGCUGCCGUAUCAGGUGUCGAUCCGGCGUGCCUUCCUGACCACCAGGACGCACAUCUGCGGCGGCAGUAUCAUCAACCAACAGCACGUACUAACCGCGGCAUCCUGUUUCGGGACCGAUCUGGAUGCUCGCUACGACAUUGUUGCCGGUAAUCUACGGAUCGAUCAGGAUGCCGAUACGCAACAAGUGCUGACCGUCCUGUGGAUCCGCACGCAUCCGAACUAUGAAGGUGGUGCGAGCUCUUCCGACGUAGCUGUUGUCCGUGCCACCUCAGCAUUCCUGUUUAACAACUUGGUUGGUCCGAUUACACUGCCACCGCUCAAUCAGGCAGCGACCGGUGUUGUCCGAAUCGGUGGUUGGGGUUCGUCCAGUACGAGCAUCCUGCCGGGCAACAAUUUCUCCAACACGCUGCAGAAGGUUUUCGUGCCGAUUCUUGGCUUCGAUCAGUGUGUCUCGGUUCUCGGUGGACCCGGUGGUCCGUUCGAUGAGCGUAACUUCUGCACGGGUCCACUGACUGGCGGCAUCUCGACGUGUACCGGUGAUGCUGGAGGAGCGGCCGUCCAGGAGCAGCCCAACAAUGCGUUCCUGCAGGUUGGUAUCAUCACGUGGAAUAUUCUGCCCUGUGGCGGUAUCAACGUACCGUCCAUCUACACCCGAGUGUCUGCGUUCUCCGACUGGAUCCAGGCGAACUCGGUCCUGUAAGUGUCCGCUUUUCGCCUCAUGAAGAAACAAUAAAUGAAAUCUAUGA